CUCUUUUUCCCUCCCCUCUUCUUUUAUGGUUCUCAGAUGAGAUCAUAUCCUUCAUUGGCUUCGAUCUCGUGCUUCUGGGAAGGAGAUCAUGGGGAAGAGGAACCAGGCCGAGAAAAGAGGCAAUUUGGGGAAGGGGAAGGUGACUCCAGUGCAGAUCGCCUUCAUCGUCGGCCGCUACCUCACGGACAAUAACUACAACAACACCCUCUCCGCUUUUAAAUCCGAAGCUGCCGAUCUCUUCUCCAAAACCCUAGUGGCGCAGGCGCCCAAGGGUUUGAUGGGAUUGGGUGAUAUAUUGGAUGAGUAUAUAAGUUUGAAGGAGCAGAGGUUAAUGGUAGAUCAGGAGAAACGGAGGUUGGAGAUGGCACUGCGAGGUAUACAAGAUGUGAUGAGAGUUUACUAUUCGGCCGGGGCGGUGAGUACGUCUCUUCCAUCAUCGCCGCCUCUUCUUCCUAAUGUCAUGGCCAUAUCGACGGGCCCGUUCUUUCCUGCGCCAAACUACAGUGCUGGAUCUCCUUCAGGCCAUAUGAUGCAAGGGCCCUGUGAUCGAAAACUCCCUCCCGUUCAAAAGAAGUCCCGUGUUCAAUCACCUUCUGGUGGGGAAGGAAAUGCAUUAUCUUCAGAUGUACCACACACUGAAAACAACGAAAACAUGGGGAAACUUGUUGAUGUUCACUCAGCAUCAAUGAUUGAUCCAAAAACUGUAUCGCCAAUCCAGGAUACAUCUGCAGCACAGAGUUCAGUGAAGCAUCCAUCUGAAUGCGGAAGAGCCUCAGCUUCUCCUAAAACUCCAAUGCGGGCUAUUUCCAGUCAAACUAACACAUUUGUUUCCCCACUUAAUGCUACUCCUUCGCAAGGGAUUGCCUCUUCCAACUGUUCCAUUAUCUCUUCUAAAACAGUUGUAGUCAGCCCUCUCAAAGGUAAAGGUUAUUGUGCCAUUGAGAGGAGCUAUCAUGUUACUUCUUCACCCUUGAAUUCAAACUCAAAGAAGCAAUCCAAGAGGGAGCACAUAAGAGGGAGACUAGAUUUUGAUGAUGUUGAUGCUGCCACAACUUCAGAUAAACAGCCUGACACUACAAGUUCUGCCUCUUCCACAGAUGGGGAGAUAGAAAAAUUGCUAGACUUUGAUCCAGCGGAUCUUGAUUUUCUCAAUGGGGAUUUCUCAUUUUCUCAGUUUCUGGUAGACCUUGGCAUAAGCUGUGAAGGAAUUCCUAGCCAGCCAGCAGCUACUUCUGCUUUCCUCCCGGGGUUGGAGCUCAACAUGCUCAAUGGAUGUUCAGAAACAAAUCAAGUUAUUUUGAAUCCUUGUCAGUCGUCAACAACUAAGUUUCUUUCAGGCGACACAAAUACACAAGUUCCUGAUUAUGUGACCUCCAUAAGCAGUGUAACAAAAUGUAUAAUUACGAGCCCUGGUAAAACCAAAACCUGAGGAAGUUCAUCUGCACAUGCAGUUUCACCAGAGAAGAGCAGCUAACUAGUUUACAUUUAAGAAUAUUAAUAUGUAGGAACGCUAAUGGUCAUCAAUUAAUUUUGGGUCAUGUACAGGCAGUCAUCAAUUGACGCCCCAUUCAUUUUGGGUAUCUUACUAUUUCUUCCAACAGUGAUAUCAUUUUGAAUAUUGA
Messenger RNA from Dioscorea cayenensis subsp. rotundata (Guinea yam), 1622 nucleotides. RefSeq lists its product as uncharacterized. Gene Ontology annotation, molecular function: protein binding. Bases 89 to 1429 code for a protein of 446 amino acids. Lineage: Eukaryota; Viridiplantae; Streptophyta; Magnoliopsida; Dioscoreales; Dioscoreaceae. The transcript has 8 exons. The record is from RefSeq and is a predicted model, not a curated record.